This is a messenger RNA of Acyrthosiphon pisum (pea aphid), 5661 nucleotides long. RefSeq names its product nuclear hormone receptor 3 ROR-beta (gene Hr3). NCBI's taxonomy places the organism in Eukaryota, Metazoa, Arthropoda, Insecta, Hemiptera, Aphididae. The transcript has 9 exons. Gene Ontology annotation, molecular function: zinc ion binding; RNA polymerase II cis-regulatory region sequence-specific DNA binding; nuclear receptor activity. Gene Ontology annotation, biological process: regulation of transcription by RNA polymerase II. Gene Ontology annotation, cellular component: nucleus. Bases 981 to 3404 code for a protein of 807 amino acids. The record is from RefSeq and is a predicted model, not a curated record.
CGUCAGUACUCAGUCACUGUACUCGGCGGUUAGUUAGUGAACGAGUGCCGUCCGACGUAUUGGUUCUGUGUGUUGCGUGCCGUACGUGCAUUGCCGCCGUCCAAAAACGUAUCGUUUUCGCGUGUGCGUAAUAUACUAGACUUUUUCGAUACACGAGCGUAUCAUAUUAUCAUCGUCACUGUGUAUAACCUUUUUUACGAUAUUAUUGCAAUCAAAAAUAUUUAUUUAUUUUUUGCACAUAAAAUAUUAUAUAUUUUAUAAUUAUUAAUUAUUUUCAUUAUUUUUGCAAUAUAUUAUAACAUACAAAUCUAGGUAUAUAAAUUGUUACCGCAUAUUAUAGAGCACACGCUUGUACCGCUGUAGUAAUAUUGUACCGCACGCUCGUCGCCGUUUUGCGUCGUCCUGUCGUAACCUUUCGCCGUCAUUCGCACGUCCCGGACGGAUUCGUCGCAGUACCAUAUUAAUAUUAUUAUUAUGCAGUUGGCGCCGCCGUGCGCACGAUAACACCGACAGAUAACGGCGGAAACCCGUCUGGUAUAUAGUGUCGUCCGGUCGUAGGGUAGCGAUUUACGCAACGGUGCAAUAAAUAAAUACUAUUUAUAAUCAAUGAUAGCAGUAAUAUAAUAACAACCGACGGCGAUCAUCGCUGUCGCUGGACGACGCGGGAAAAGGACGAUACGCGUGAAGAUUGUCGGACGAUGACCACCACCGCUGAUAACACCGACGAAGACGAUUGCCGACUGGCGCACCACCACUUGCAGUGACUCUUCUCCUGGACGGUAUACUACCAGUACAUAUAGUGAUUUCGCUUACGACAGACCGUGUACAUCACUAUCAUCAUCAUCAUCGUUAUCGGUAAAACCGCACGCGGUUCAGAUGUCGGCUGGCGCCACCGGUUCGUAGGCGAUGUCAAACGACACGUGAUCGACAGUCGCAAUCGAUCGCGACAACCACAGUCAUUGUUAACGACGGCAUAAUAAAUGUCUUCGUCGUCGCCCAUAUCAUCUUCGUCGCCAUCGCCGUCGCCGUACUACCAUCAUCAACAACAGCAGCAUCAACAGCAACAGCAACAACAGCAAUAUAACAACCACCAUCAGCAGCAGCUCCAACACCACCUGCAGCAACAACACCUGCACGCGGGAGGCUCGUCGGCGGCAGCCAACGCGGCCGUCAACAGCAUUCUGCUAUCGCCGUCGGCAGGUGCCGGCGUGACGUCCGUCGGACUGUCGCCAUCGCAGGGUGUCGGCGGCGGUGUCGUUGGAGACAUGCAGCAGCAGCAGCAGCAGCAGCAACAGGCCUCGACGGUAGCGAGUGCGGUAGCGGCCACGACCACUUCGCUGUUGCAACAGUGCUGUUCGCCGCCACCAUCGUCGGGAUCGUCGUCCAGCGUUGUGUUAAGAAAAGCUCAAAUCGAGAUCAUACCGUGCAAGGUGUGCGGCGACAAGUCCAGCGGUGUCCACUACGGCGUGAUCACGUGCGAGGGCUGCAAAGGAUUCUUCCGGCGGUCGCAGUCGUCAGUGGUCAACUAUCAGUGCCCGCGCAACAAGAAUUGCGUGGUGGACCGCGUAAAUAGAAACCGGUGCCAGUACUGCCGGCUCCAAAAAUGCCUGCGGCUGGGCAUGUCCCGUGACGCGGUCAAGUUUGGGCGCAUGAGCAAGAAGCAGCGAGAAAAGGUUGAAGACGAAGUGCGCUUCCACAGGGCGCAGAUGCGUUCAACAGCAGCUGCCGCAGCUGCGGCCGCUGCUGCAGCGGUGGCCGCGCAGGCCACAGCCAUCGACUGCUGUUCGACCACGACCGGCGUUGGCAGCGGUGGUGGUACCGCGGCCGUAGCCGCUGACUCGUCAGUGUUCGAUCACGACCAACACGGGCAGCAGCAUGGGCACGGACAACAGCAACAGCAGCAGAUGCCCUCUAGCACCGCCGACCAUGGGCUGCGCUUACACCAACUACACAGUGGGGGAGGACAUCUCUCGCAACACCACCAUCAGCAGCAGCAGCAACAACAGCAGCAACAACAACAGCAACAGCAGCAACUACAGCAACAGCAACAACAGCACCAGCAACACCAGCUCCACGGCCAGCAGCAACAAUUUAACAUAAACAGCAAUGUGCAGCAGGCUUACGCCGCGGCCGCAGCUGCAGCCGCUGCAGCAGCAGCAGCCGCCGCGGCCGGCGGUGGCGUCAAUGGGGCCAACGGUGGCACAGGAGUCGGGUAUGGAGGUGGUGGAUACAACAGCACCGGUGGAACGAACGCGGCCGCAGCAGCCGCGUCGCUUGUAGUGGACACGUUCGCAGCAUACGCGGCAGCGGCCACCUCGUCAGCGGUGCAGGCCGGCGCGAGUGGUUCCGUGCCGCCCCCUUACGACACGGCGGCAACGAGCAGCAACUACGUAGCGGACAGUACGACACCGGCAGCGUCCAGCACGACACCGUCGACGGCCGCGGCCACGUCCACGUACGGCGGUGACAUGGAAGUGUCGUCGGUGGCGGCCGUUGCGUCUGGAGCACAGGACAACUUGAUGGCCGGCGUUUCCGGUUCUACGGCCGCUGUUUCUUCGGCAGCAGACGCCGUACAGAUCAGUGAGCUGCUGAGCAAGACCAUCGCAGACGCGCACGCCCGCACGUGUUUCUACACGCUCGACCAGAUACACGAUGGCAUGUACCGAACGGCCACCAUGGCAGCGGCCAACAAGGCGACUGCCGACAAAUUGAUAAUGUACAAGACCAUGCCUCACGAGGAGCUGUGGUUGGAGUGUGCACAAAAGUUGACGUCAGUAAUUCAGCAGAUUAUUGAGUUUGCGAAAAUGGUGCCCGGCUUCAUGAAACUAUCGCAAGACGACCAGAUCGUGCUACUCAAAGCGGGAAGUUUCGAGUUGGCAGUGUUAAGGAUGUCCCGACAUUAUGACCUACACCGAGACUGCGUCUACUACGCAGAUGCCCUGUUGCCAGCCGACGCGUUUUACACACAAGACACAGUCGAAAAGAAACUGGUCUCGUUGGCUUUCGAAGUGAGCCGUUCCGUGGCUUCGUUGAAACUUACUGAAACCGAGCUAGCCCUGUACUCGGCCGUCGUGUUGCUGUCGCCAGACCGGCAAGGCUUGAAAGGCACCGUGGAAAUCGGUCGCCUUAGACAGGCCAUUCUGCGUGCUCUGCGCAUGGAGCUCGAUCAUAGGACCGCGGGUGGAAAAAAUGCCACCACCGUCGAUCUGCAACAUCAGCAGCAGCAUCAUCAACAGCAGCAACAACAGCAGAAUCAAGUGUGCGAUGCCCUCAUACAAAAGAUCCCGAUACUCAGGCAACUGGGAAUGCUGCACAUGGAAGCGUUGGCCAAGUUGCGACGUACGGUGCCGCACUUGGAGUUCCCGGCCCUACACAAGGAACUGUUCUCGGUCGACGGCAGUUGAUCUGAGGAGGAGGGCUGCGACGACGACGACGACGACGAUGACGACGGCGGCGGCGGCGGCGGCGGCAGUGGUAGCGGAAGCGGUGGUUGCGGCGGCACCGGUGACGACUCGGCGGAGGACUCAUCUACGAUCGUCAUCGCGUCGGUGAUCUCUUUAGCUGGCGGACUGGAAUAAGAGCUGCAGCAGCAGUAAUGAGCAAAGUCGUCGCAGACGGGCUGUGUACCAUAUUAUACUAUAUUAUAUUAUUAGUAUAUUAUAUUUUAAUAUAAAAAGAAAAGUUAAAAUAAAAAAAAUAUUUUUUUUUUUUUAAUUGCAAAAUCUCGCGAUAUCACACACCGCCGUCGCAUAUUUAAUAUAUUCUAUUAUAUAUUAUAUUAUAUAGUGUUGUUUUGUUACAAGGUAGUGUCUCAUAUUGUAUAUCGCGUGUUUACGAAAUAGAAUAUUGAUAUUAUUAUUAUUAUUACUAUUAUUACUGUUGUUGUUAUAUAGUAUUUUUAUAUAUAUAUAUACGGGACAUAAAUCCCCUGCAGGUAAAUAAUGAAUAGGUAUAAUAAUUAUGUACAAUUAUGUUUGUGUGAAUAUUUUCCCUGUCUGAAAUGUUUAAGAGCGUCGCUUGUAAAAAACGGUUUCCAUCGCGGGAGGAGAUGUGUGUGUGUGUUGAAGAAGAGAGCUUAUUCUCGUUGUAGUCGCCUUGCGUCUAUAUUUGGUGCGUGUGUGUGUGUGACUGAGUGAGUGGACGAAAGAUUUCGUCGUUGUUGUCUCUGUUAAUCUUCGGAUCGAGCGCUGUUUGUUUAGGUACGUACGUUAAUCGUAGUCGAUGACGAUCGUACACGUACUGCACACGUCGCGUUCACACGUUAUAUAAUAAUAUAAAUCGAUAAAACGAAGUAAUAAAAUAAUAUUAUAUUACCGCGCGUAAUUGUAACGUCUACUGCCGACGUGCAUCGCGGCAUAUGUUGUUUUUUGUACUAUUUAUUGUUAUAUUAGGGAAAAUAAAAAAAUUUAUAAAAGAAUUUCAUUUUUGAUCAGCGUACUUAGGUACCACGCGUGUUACACUUUUUUCGUCGUCGUCGUCGUAGUUGUAAAUAAUAGUAUUUAGUGUGUGUUCUAUGUGCGCCGCUAUAAUCACAUAUUAUAUAUUGUAUAAUAUUAUUAUGAUUAGAAUACGUAUAUUAUUAAUUUAUAAUAAUAAUAAUAAUAUAUAUUGAUAUCGUGUUAAAAAAAUGGGUGGGAGGGGGGGAGGAAUAGUGCCGGCGGCCGAGGAGGGUUUUAUUCAUCAUUAUUGUUUAUAUUUUUUUUUCUAUCGAAAACUCGUUAAUAUUUUCUAUGUAUAAAUUUGUACGAAAAACUGAGGAAAAUAAAUCUAAUUAAUAUAAACUCACUCUACACACUCGUCACGUCAUAUUAUUGUAUUGUACACACACACACACACUUGUAUAGCUGUCGCUAUCGUACCUAUUGUAUAAUAAUGUGAUAUCGAAUAAAUUUUGGGUGCGAUAUAAUAAAUAUAAUUGUAUCAUAUUUUCUACACGUAUUUAGGUACGAUAUUUUAUAGAUAUUAUACUGACUAUUAUUACGUGUAUAAUAUUAUAACUCUGUGUAGAUAGAUAAAUAUACAUAGAUAGGUAUAUAUAUUAUUAUAAAAUGUGGCCGCCGCCACUUCGCGUUUAAAUAUAAGUAAUAAUAAUAAUUAUUAUAAUUAUUAUUUUUAUUAUUAUUAUAUUAUAUGUUACGUGUUUUUGUGUUUUGUAUAAAUUAUAAUGUAUAAGAGUCGUCGUCGUCGUCGUCAUCUACUACAAUACUCUUUAUUAUUUUUUUCUCUAAGCGACUUAACAUAUUAUUAUGUAUAUAAUAUAUACGAUAACUUAAGCUAUAUAUACAUUGAAUGUCGUGUGUUUAAAAUAGUGGUGACACAGCAAAAAGUUGUAGCACAUAUUAUUAUAAUAUAUUAUGUAUGUAUUUUAUUCGUAAGUCGUUCGACGACGACGAUUAUGGCACUGGCUACGUAUUUUUAUUUAUGUAUACGUGUAAUAUAUGAAUAUAUCAUAUAAAAUAUUAUAAUACGCGAAUAGUUUUAAUUUGUUUUCGUUAAUAUUAUUAUUAUAAAAUUGAAUAGGAAAUUUAACGUGAUGUGGGGUAAUUAUAUUGUGAAAUUAAUCGAUAAGAAGACGGAGUGAAAAUGUGUAAAAUACGAUUUUUAAUAUUUAAAGAGUAUAAUAUUAUAUAAUAUAUAUAAUUAAAUUGGUAUAUAUAUACA